Messenger RNA from Echinostoma caproni, 1698 nucleotides. NCBI's taxonomy places the organism in Eukaryota, Metazoa, Platyhelminthes, Trematoda, Plagiorchiida, Echinostomatidae. The record is from the annotation of a GenBank genome assembly.
AUGCAGAUGCUGUCACUUGGACCGGAUGUCAAUCCCGAGCAGAAAUUACACGCACCCCGGAUUCAUCCGUUCACACUGAAACAUUACGGUCCUGUAAAAGCUGUUUGGGAUUGGCUGGUCCUAGUCCUGGUCAUCUAUACGGCCAUAUUCACUCCGUUCACAGCGGCAUUUUUGCUCCAGGAGGAUGGUUGGGGUCGGUACAGCGGUUUGACGACCUAUUACAAUCCAUUGCAAAUCAUCGAUCUGUUUGUGGACGUCAUGUUCAUCAUUGAUAUUCUCAUCAAUUUUCGCACGACCUAUGUGAAUAAGAACGAUGAACUGGUUUCCCAUCCUGGUCGGAUUGCCGUUCACUACUUCAAGGGUUGGCUGCUGAUCGAUGUGGUCGCAGCGAUCCCGUUCGAUUUGUUACUGUUCGGUGCCGAAACGGACGAGAUGGCCACGCUAAUUGGGCUGUUGAAAACAGCCCGACUGCUUCGCCUCGUCCGUGUUGUGCGUAAAUUGGAUCGGUAUUCCGAAUACGGCGCGGCCGUGCUCCUCUUGCUCAUGGCCACAUUCGUACUGAUCGCUCAUUGGCUUGCGUGCAUCUGGUACGCCGUGGGCAAUAUUGAACGACAACAAUUUGACGUACGAAUCGGAUGGCUGGAUCAGUUGGCUGGUCAACUACAAAUACCCUAUGGGAAUCGGUCGGAUAGUGGUCCGUGCACCAAGUCCAAAUACAUUACCGCCCUCUAUUUCACCUUUUCCAGUCUGACCUCGGUCGGAUUCGGGAAUGUGAGCCCGAACACGAAUCCGGAAAAGAUAUUCUCUAUUUGUGUCAUGCUUGUUGGCUCUCUCAUGUAUGCUGGUAUCUUCGGUCACGUGAGCGCCAUCAUUCAACGACUGUAUAGUGGCACAGCACGUUAUCACACACAGAUGCUUCGUGUGAAAGAAUUUAUACGAUUUCAUCAAAUCCCCAAUCCGUUGAAACGGCGUUUGGAAGAGUUUUUCCAGCACGCCUGGUCGUACACAAACGGGAUCGAUAUGAAUUUGGCGGAUAUUUGUUUGCAUCUCAAUCGGAAUUUGUUAAACACUUGUCCGCCAUUCAAAGGUACCCAAGGUUGUCUUCGAUCACUCGCUCUCAAAUUGAAAACGACACACGUGCCACCCGGGGACACACUGGUGCACAAAGGUGACGUGCUCUGUUUCGUCUGCUUCAUUGCUCGGGGCAGUAUUGAGAUACUUAUGGGCAGCGAUAUUGUGGCCGUGUUGUGUCAGGGUGAUGUGUUCGGAGAGAGUCCGUUCGGGCGAUAUUUGAUGGGUCAGUCCAAGUACUAUGUGCGUGCUCUGACUUAUUGUGAUUUGCACAAAAUUCAACAGGAUGAUCUCAUGGAAAUACUCGAAAUGUAUCCGGAAUUUGCCAAACAAUUUCGGCGCGAAUUAGAAAUCACAUUUGAUUUGCGCAGCGUAAGUUCCCACUGUUCGCUAUCCGUGUUGUGUAUCUGCUUUUGCUUUGUACAGAUCCGUGUUCCAUGUGUCGGACUGUCUUUUUUCUAUGUCAUCUCUCUUUCUAUUAUGUGUGCUUCACACUUGCUGUCACACUCGCACAAGCUUUGUUUGUUAUUCUCUGGUUGUAUCUAUCUGUACGACGGCGGCGGCGACGACGACGAGGACGACAAAUGCGUUCACCCCCACUCGGUUCAUCAAAAUCACGUCGUGUAA